AUAUUUUAUUUCCUUUUGCAGAAUGUUUUUUCGUUUUAUAUUUUUAUACACAUUUUUACCGAUUUUAAUUGCUUUCAUUUUUAACGAGUAUUUUAUUUACUAUGUCGCGAUUUUUCAGUGUGGGUGGCCAGACAACAACGGUUCGGGCGAAAAACUGAGAGCUCUUGUUUUAUCGGAUCCACAUUUGCUUGGGGAGAUUGAGGGUCACUGGUUCGAUAAAUUAAGAAGAGAAUGGCAAAUGUAUCGUUCGUUUCAAACCUCAAUAAGUUUGUUGCGACCCGAGGUUGUGUUUAUCCUCGGAGAUUUGACCGAUGAAGGGAAAUGGGCAACUGGGAAACAAUGGGAUCAAUACGUUGUAAACGCGAAGCGAUUGUUCGCCACCCCACCUGGUGUCCGACUAUAUGUUGUCGUCGGCAACCAUGACAUCGGGUUCCAUCAUGAUGUCACAAACACCAAGUUAACAAGAUUCUUGAAAGACUUUUCAACCAAAAACGUUGAAACAAUUGAGUUGAAAGGUCACACCUUCGUUAUAGUUAACAGUAUGGGGUUGGAGGGAGACGGUUGUUUUAUGUGUCAAGCUACGGAGCGUCAACUACAGGAUGCCAUGGAUUAUAUCAACUGUGAAAAUUCGAUGAAACCAAAAUAUUGCAACUCCAACAAGAAACAUCCUGAUCCAAUAUUGUUGACGCACAUCCCAUUGUUCCGAACCUCGGAUAUUGAAUGCGUUGGAUCGGAUGCGGGGCAAGAUGGGAAGCAAAGGAGGUUCAACUACAAAGAUACUUUGAAGGAAUCAACAUCGGAAAGGCUCCUAAACCUUGUCAACCCUCGCCUAAUACUGAGCGGGCACACCCACAACACGUGCCAUCGUAGCCACAAAGAUGGGACACCAGAAGUUACCGUAGCAUCGUACAGUUGGAGGAAUCGGAACGACCCAAGUUUUUAUCUGGCCAGGUAAACAUACAAGGUUCAAGAUUCCAGCUGUUUAACGAAAACAAAGCAAUCACAUACAUGGUGGAUAUUAUAAAACCUUUAUGUUUAAUAUUAACUUCCAGUUCACAAUCACCAAUGAUGACAUCACAUCCUCCAAAUGCCACCUACCAACUGAAUCUACCGUAUUUACCUUAUAUGGGUUGGCAGUUAUAGCAUCGUUGUUCACGUUAAAGAUGGCUUGCAACAGAAACAUGAGAUGUACUUCAAAAAUAUGGAAGAGACUUUAAAAUCUGUUUUAACUUUUAACAUCCACAAAUUUUUCACUUGAUGCUUUUGCCUUAUUUACUAGUUUCUCCUACAUUUGCAAAGAGUGGGAGGGUUACUAAUAUACCAGCAAGCAAUUUUUAUAUAAAAAUAGAAAUGCUGCUGCUAAUGAUAAAAUUACAUUAAACUUUAUCCAAAUAUAUAAACAGUAAUCGAAACGUUUUAAAAUGAAGUUGUUUUUUGGAAAAAAUGAUCACAGUUUAUAUGCAAAUAUGCAUGACAAUGUUUUUAAUAUUUUGUUGCGAAAUAAACUUUUACUGUGACA
This is a messenger RNA of Ciona intestinalis (vase tunicate), 1519 nucleotides long. The record is from RefSeq and is a predicted model, not a curated record. NCBI's taxonomy places the organism in Eukaryota, Metazoa, Chordata, Ascidiacea, Phlebobranchia, Cionidae.